Molecule: messenger RNA, 687 nt
Organism: Racocetra fulgida
Lineage: Eukaryota; Fungi; Glomeromycota; Glomeromycetes; Diversisporales; Gigasporaceae
Source: the annotation of a GenBank genome assembly
AUGGAAGUGAAGCAAAAAUUAACUCCUAUUCAUCCCGGAGAAAUAUUAAAAGACGAAUUAGACUAUUUAGACAUUAGCCAAGCGGAACUAGCACGAGCCAUUAACGUUUCCACUCGCCGCAUUAACGAAAUUUGUCAAGCCAAACGGGGCAUUAGUAAUUUUUGCGACCGUUAUUGCCAAGGACUUUAUGAAAAUCAGGAGUCGCAUCGUAAAUUACGAAUGGACAUUUGGAAUGGAAAAGAAACAAGGGAUUACGAGGCAGUAGAAACCAAAGGAGGGUCAUUUUCUCUUUACGAUAUUUAUACCGAAGAGGAAUUAAAAGAAAAACCACUAAAUGAUCAACGACUUCAGAUAAUAAGAAAAAUCCAUGCCUAUAUGAUAAAGGAAAGCAGAGAAUUUCUUUACUGCUUUGCUCCCAAAUGUUCUAAGCGUUUUGAAGUCACUUCUCAAACUUUUUCGUCUUUUUUCUGUAGUAAAGAGUGUGUAAAAAAGCAACAGGCAAUGAUGAAAAAAAAAUGGUAUAAGGAACAUGAAAUUAAGGUGAAAGAAAUUAAAGAAAGAAGUUUACUUAGGGCUUACAGGUAUUCAUCACAAGAGGAUUUAUCUAACUUCAGAAAAUUAUUUGGUGGUGAAGUAACUGAGAAAAAAAUGGAAGAAUUUUUUAAAUUGGCAAAAAAAUUAGUAUAA